This is a messenger RNA of Microstroma glucosiphilum, 1524 nucleotides long. RefSeq names its product LUC7-domain-containing protein. The coding region runs from base 337 to 1524 and encodes 395 amino acids. The record is from RefSeq and is a predicted model, not a curated record. Lineage: Eukaryota; Fungi; Basidiomycota; Exobasidiomycetes; Microstromatales; Microstromataceae. The transcript is spliced from 4 exons. Gene Ontology annotation, molecular function: mRNA binding. Gene Ontology annotation, biological process: mRNA splice site recognition. Gene Ontology annotation, cellular component: U1 snRNP; U2-type prespliceosome.
CACAGGUAGGAAGCGUCUUCCUGCUCAUCUUCCUACACAGACGAGCGAGGUCCUCACCUCGGUCUUUACGACUUCCUCUUACUCUCCCCCUUCUCGAGCCCUGAUCAUUGUGCCUGCGCAGUUCGUAUUGCUCCGUAGGUGCCCAGCCAUCUCUCUGCAGGAGAGGAGCUGCUUCUGCUAGGAAUCGCAGAGCUUCCUUUUACAUUGAGCUCUGGCGAGGCAAAGUCACCAGCGUUGAGCCGACGCAAGAAAGACCUCAAGACUGUCAAAGCAGGCGGCGGCAACUUCGUUUUCCAGGUAGGGGAAUUACUCUGAGCGCUACCAUACCCCGUCACGAUGGGGCGCAAGUCAGAGAUUCAGAGGAUCCAGCUGGAGAAGCUCAUGGGCCCCGAGGCCAUGGGCCUCACCACUGAGCAACUCCACUUCACAGACGCCAAAGUCUGCCGCAACUUCCUUUGCGGAACAUGUCCGCACGACCUCUUCAGCAACACAAAGGUGGAUCUGGGCACAUGUCCAAAGUCACACACUGCUCGUCUGAAGGAUGAAUUCAAGGCUGCUCUUCAGAAGGGAGAAGAACAUCCUCAAUUCGAGGCAGAGUACGAGGACAAUAUCCGCAUCUUCAUGGCUGAUAUUGACCGCAAGAUUGCAGCAAACAAGCGCCGCAUUGACCAAACGCCAGAGGAGACGGCCAAAUUCACAAAUCUGAUGCACGACAUCUCAGAAAUCGAGACGGCCAUGAACAAUGCCAUGGCAGAAGUGGAACGAUUGGGAGAACAAGGAGAGGUGGAAGAGUCGCUCAAGGAGCUGCAAAGGGCUGAAGCCCUGAGGGCGGAGAAGGCAGAGAGGGAGAGGGAUCUGCAAAUCCUCAGUGACAGCGCUGGAGCUAGUGGACACCAGAAGCUCAGGGUAUGCGACGUCUGUGGAGCCUACUUGUCCAUCCUGGACUCGGAUCGACGACUGGCAGAUCACUUUGGUGGAAGGAUGCAUCUUGGUUACCUGAGACUGCGAGAGAUCAUCACCGAGUUUGACGAACGGAGAGCUCGGGGAGAAGACCCAAGGACGCUCAUGGCUCGGGGCGUUGGCGCUCGAGGCCCAACUAAUGGUCACGGAGCGCCUCCAAGCGGACCGGCUGGCAAUGGCUAUGGAUCUUCUGCUCCCCCUCCGCCUGGCCUUGACUCGGAUCGUAGUCGAGAGAGAGAUCGAGAGAGGGACAGAGAGAGGGAUGGAGAUAGGGAGAGACGCGAGCGGGAGAGGCGGGACCGGAGAGAAGGUCGGGACUACCGCGAUCGUUCGCCAGAGCCGAGGGACCGCUCUGACAGGGGGGACCGGAGCGAGAGGGACAGGGAAAGGGAUCGAGAUGGGAGGGAUCGCUACUCUUCGCGCUCGGCCAGGUUACCAGAGGAUUCAAGUUCGCGGAGCGGAACUUCUGGUAGGAGGAGAAGUCCUGGUGGGACAUCGAGGUCACCUGAAGCAGAGAGGUAUCGCAGCAGUGGUGGGGCUGGUGGAGCAGAAAGGAGGUAUUGA